Fusarium redolens is the source of this 1467-nucleotide messenger RNA. RefSeq lists its product as uncharacterized. NCBI's taxonomy places the organism in Eukaryota, Fungi, Ascomycota, Sordariomycetes, Hypocreales, Nectriaceae. The record is from RefSeq and is a predicted model, not a curated record. Bases 1 to 1467 code for a protein of 488 amino acids. The transcript has 2 exons.
AUGGUGUCAAAAACACCAUUACUCGCAGCCAAACCUCCGUCUGAUCCACCAUCACUUCAGUACAAGUCGAUUCUCUCAAUGCAACGUGGAGAGACAGAGUGGAAAGCUGUAUAUCCCAUCCUCGAGAGAUUGUAUAUGAAAGACCGUAGAAAGCUUCGACAUAUCAUGCAGAUCAUGGAGGAGAAACAUAAUUUCAAGGCAUCAAAUAUGAAUAUUGCUUGCGAGACCAAGACCUUAUCUACAAAAAAUACACCAGAGGCUCAGAAACGGCCAAGUGAUACACCGUGUCACUCUCCAAAUCCAAGCCUUUUGGAAACAAGCAGUCUUGAGUUUCUUACAAGUAUACACGACUGGAGCAUUUCAUUCUUUGAAUCACUUCGUACAGAAGGAUUACACCUACAAGAUACCCAUCCUUCCCAACAAGCCGGUAAAAUCAACCGUUACGACGCAGAAGGGUUAAGUUUCGCCUUUCGAACCAUCGUUGAGCUCAUCCAACGCGGUAAAGGCAUUCUAGCAGGCCGUUUAACCCGCAAAACGUUUCUAGACAUUGAAGCCAUGCUACACGCCGAAGCACCUUUAUUCAUCUGGAAUGUCUUGGAAAUCAUGUAUCACAUGGUUCGUCUUGGUCAGACACAGCUUCUUGGUAUGCUUCUAGCUCAACUAAUCGAGCUCGCGAGUAAUAACCAUGAGAUGACACAUCCUGUUAUUAAGAUGCUGAAAAGUUUGAAAAAAGCGGUAUAUCUUUGGGAGAAGGAUGCUACACUUGAGAAAAUGCAACUCCUUGAGCAGGCUUGGGCUUUGAAUGCGGCUAUUGUCUGCAGAAAUUACGACUCGAGACUGUUGAUUAUGUACUACCGCCUAGUCUGGGAAUCUUCUUGCGUUAAACUAGGCGUGGACCAACUUGAAGGUAUUGAUAGGUGGUUUUCAGCUGUGAAGAGCAAGAUUCCUUACGAGGACUCUUCUUUCCAACAGGCCAUUCUGUUCAGCGACCCUGCGGCAGACGGAACAAUACCACCGAAAGACUACGAGAUUACAAAAGCACUUUGUGUCUCAGCGAUACAGCAUCGCUGCACAAUGACAUUUGGGGAGUCAAAUAUGAGGAGUCUUGUGCGUCUGGGUCUGUUAAAGAGCCGUAUUCUUGAAGAAGUGGAAGGAUAUCCAGGUGACGUGAUACCACAGUCCCACACGCGGUUUCAAGCUAGAGUCAUGGCUUAUUUGGUGAAAGUUCUUGUGGACGUUGAUAGGGAACUCGGCUUGGACAUUGAUGUGGCGGACAGAAUGAGGACCAAAAUCGCUUUGCGAGAGUUUGGCUAUUCGAGUACGGCGCCGCAGGUUAUACAUGAUAUGUGGCACCUAGAAGCUUUUCUGCGAAAAGAAGGACAUAUAGCUGAAGCGGCAAAGAUAAGGAGGGAGACGUAUAAGAGGCUUGAAGAGUAUGUAGAUCAGGUCCCUGUAUAUGAGGUCUAG